This is a messenger RNA of Miniopterus natalensis, 2301 nucleotides long. The record is from RefSeq and is a predicted model, not a curated record. NCBI's taxonomy places the organism in Eukaryota, Metazoa, Chordata, Mammalia, Chiroptera, Miniopteridae.
ACUAUGUAGCCAGCUUGGAAAAACCAGAAAAACAUACCUGAGUGGACGGAGUGCGAGUAGAGAGCAUUGAAGAAAUAUCAUAGAGUCCGGACUUGCCUUUGGAUGUGUCAGAGGGCAUCAGAUUGCCCCUCCCGCCCUUGUCACCCCACGCGGAAGUGAAGCUUUCGGUGACUUCCCAACUUUGCUGCACUCGUCAGAAGCCUCUCCGACAUUGUGGAAACUUUGGAGUGACAUCGGAGGCUUUCCCCGCAAGUUGAGUACCAAACCUCCUGCAGGCUGAAGGGACACGACCCCCCACCGAGAUACACUAAGGAUCCUGAUGAAUUUGCCAGGUUGUAACCCCCCGCCGGCCGUGCUCUCCCGCCGCACGAGGAGCACUUGGCAGCGCCAGGUUGGGCGCGCCCCAGCCCUGAGGUCGGAGGAGGUGAGCGCUCGGCGUAGACGCUGGAGACCCAAAACCCCGGUCUUGAUUGUCUCUGCUCUCCUGCAACUGGUGCUAGCUGCCUCACUCACAACCACAAGACUGAACAGGGUUCACCAGCAACUAGCUGCCCCACAGCGAUGGAAUGCCACACUCUCAGAGAAGUGUCCUCCAGGGUUCUAUCUAUCAAAACACAGUGGAGAUUGUACAAGACGCACAGAUAAUGAGGAUUUUACCGAUCACUCGAACACCCUCCCUUCUUGCCACCUCUGCUCUAUAUGCCCUCCAGAUAAAGAAGAAAUAGCUCCAUGCACCGGGACGAGGAACACCCAGUGUCGAUGUAAACCUGGCACUUACCAGGAUGAAGAUUCUACUGAGUUCUGCCAAAAGUGCAGCCCUAGGUGCCCUGAUGGCAAGGUUGAGGCCAAGUCCUGUACGCCCUGGAACGACCUCAAGUGUGUGGACCAAGAAUCAGGUACCCAGGCCCAUGGGGACGCCCCGGAUCCUGGACAGCUGGUGACCACCAGUCUUCCCACAGCUCUCUCUCCCUCCUCAGGCACUCCAGAGUGGGUGAUCCUCGCAUUUGUAGUCAUAGUUGUGAUUGUCCUGGUGUUCGGGCUGGCUGUAUUUGUAUAUUGUCGUCUCAGGAGCUGUAUCCUUCAAGGUUCUGGAGCGGCCACCAUGUGCAGGAACAGAGUCUUUUUUUGGUGCUCACAUGCCCCAAGAGGGCCUGAGGCUCUGGACAAUGCCUGCAACAUGGCCCUGAGCAACGGAGAUUUGCUACCUACACUGGCCUCUGAACAGGAACUGGAACACCAGGAGCAUGCAGAGCUGGCAGGUGUCAUGGUAGAGUCCCCAGGAGAAACAGAGCAUCUGCUGAGACCAGCAGGCACGGAUGGGUCUCAGAUGAGAAGGGGCCUACUGGUUCCAGCAAAUGACGAAGAUCCCGUAGAAAGCCUGAGGCACUUCUUCGAUGACUUCUCAAACAUGAUUCCCUUUAAUUCCUGGAACCCACUCAUGAGGUCGAUGGGCCUCACGGACAAUGAUAUCUGUGUGGCCAGAGCACGAACCAUGGACCAGAAGGAAGCCUUGUAUGAAAUGCUGAUGACCUGGGUCAACACCAGGGGGCGAGAUGCCUCAGUCAACACCCUGCUGGAUGCCUUGGAAAGACUGGGGAACAGAAAUGCAAAGGAGAGGAUUUGCGACCACCUGGUGAAAUCUGGAAAGUAUGUCUAUGAAGUAGGUGAGGCAGCUUCUGUGGUUUCCUAGUGAAAAGACUCUCUUUAGGAGACCAGAGCUUUCCUAGCUUACCUUUUCUCCUCAAAAGGGGUGUAAAACUGCACACUACCCUGGACGAAGCUACCAGUACUGGAACAGUAUUUGAAGUUCUGUAAUCCAAAAGCGUACAGCUCUUGAGAUGUCCUACAACUUUUUCAAUGUUUGUUGUUUUCUAUGGAUAUUUAUAUGUUUAUGUGAACUGAAAGUUAUUUUAGUUGUGGUAUUUUUUCAUUUUUAAUAGACCUGCACUUUUUUUGUUGCCGUAUUGUAAAACCAAUGUUGCUGUAUGCCCAUUUAUUUAUGACUAACUGUGAUAUGCAUCUGUGAAAGCUUAUUCUUGUAUUAUUAUUUAUUAAUUGUAUUACUUUCCAUACUCACAACUCAGCUAUGGAUAUGGGUGAUGAGGGUGGGAGGCACACCAGAUACAUUCUGUCAUAUGCCAUUUCAGGUCAUAUUAGUGACCUUCAGCCCCAUCAAUCAGGUUUCAGCUUAGUUGUCUCUGUUAGUGAACUUAAGUGUCCAUCUAAAGUAGGGGUGGGGAACCUUUUUUCUUCCAAGGGCCAUUUGGAUAUUUAUAACAUCAUUCUCAGGUCAUACAAAAU